CAUUGGGUGACAAGAAGAACAACAGCAAAAAGCAGAUCUGACAGGAAUCUGGACAUGAAUCCUCGAUGCCUUUUGGCUGUACUAUGCCUUUCCUUCCUUCUGACAGAAACUGGGGCAGUGAUAGGUAUGGGGGUUCCUCUGCACUGCCAUUGUAUUAAUUAUGAACGCAGGAUGGUCCCUUUAAAAAUGAUAACGAAAAUAGAUCUCAUCCCCAGAGGAUCACACUGCAGCAUUGUGCAGGUCAUUGCCAAAUUGAAAUCUGGGCACCAGAUUUGUUUGAAUCUUCGUGCACCCUGGGUGAAGAAAUUCAUUAAGAAACGAUCCAAAAAUCUCCAACGACAAUGAAAAGACAAAAGAAGCUGCAGCUUUCAAGAGAACACUGACUAAGAACAAGUUGAUGGUUGUUUAUUUAUAGCAAUGUGAACACCUUGUCUUUAUUAUCUAUAUGCUAAGUUAAAACAUUACUAUUAUGUGACGGUAAGACAGACAUAUUAAGGGUAAUAACCUAUUUUUCUGAAGUCAUGUAAAAAAAAAUUCUGGUAGUUUUUUGUAUCCUUUUGCAUUAUAUUUAGAUUAGAUCAUAUUUGUAUAUAUUUAAUGUUAUAUGUAUAUUUAAAUAUAAACAAUUUAUUGUAAAGUAAUAAAAAAAACUACAUGUGAUAUAUAUAAUAAAAGCAAUUUAGAAUGUAAA
Molecule: messenger RNA, 691 nt
Organism: Acipenser ruthenus (sterlet)
Lineage: Eukaryota; Metazoa; Chordata; Actinopteri; Acipenseriformes; Acipenseridae
Product: interleukin-8-like
Exons: 4
Coding region: 55-345 (96 amino acids)
Biological process (GO): neutrophil chemotaxis; cellular response to lipopolysaccharide; inflammatory response
Cellular component (GO): extracellular region
Molecular function (GO): chemokine activity; CXCR chemokine receptor binding
Source: RefSeq, a predicted model, not a curated record